Molecule: messenger RNA, 2470 nt
Organism: Bactrocera neohumeralis
Lineage: Eukaryota; Metazoa; Arthropoda; Insecta; Diptera; Tephritidae
Product: polycomb protein PHO
Exons: 6
Coding region: 571-2436 (621 amino acids)
Biological process (GO): regulation of transcription by RNA polymerase II
Cellular component (GO): PcG protein complex; transcription regulator complex
Molecular function (GO): RNA polymerase II cis-regulatory region sequence-specific DNA binding; DNA-binding transcription factor activity, RNA polymerase II-specific
Source: RefSeq, a predicted model, not a curated record
GAUCCGAAAAGCUCAUAGUUCGUGUUUUUUUUUUGUGUUUUUUUGUUACGCUUUGAGGCAGAUUUGUUUUUCUUCACUCAUUAAUUCACCGCAUAUUUCCCAAUAAAUGAGAGAUUUAAUAAUAAUGUGUUUACCAUAUAACAAUACUCAAAUUGUGAUGUGUCGCCUUAUUUCAUUUUAGGGGAUUAUUAUCCUAUUAUCGCUGUUACAAUGAAGUACAUCGUCGCGUCGUUUCUUUAAGUAAAAUUUUUAUUGAUCAUAGCCGGCGUCAUAUUGUUUAAUAUAUAAAAUAACCGGAUUUUUUACCCUAACCCUAUAUAUGAGCCAUACGAAACAAUGGAUUGAAGAAAUUUCUACUAUGUAAGCAAAUGCAAAACUUAAUGGAACCACAGAAAUAUUCAUCAAUUCAAAAUGAUCGUCUAAAUUAGUCAAGCUCCAGAACUCAGGAAUUUCAUUUGAUUAAAAAGGAGGAUAAUCAAAUUUUACAUCAAACUUAUGUAUACAACUUGUGGUUCUUUGAAGAUUGUUGUUAAAAAAUUAAACUUAAAAUAGUCAAAAAAUACUAUCAGGAUGUCCCAGUCAAACAUACUCUGUGAGGUGGAGCAGACCGAUUCAAUGGAGGAAGUAAUCGAUCGUGAACACUUCACUAAUAUUAAUGUAAAUGCAGUUAGUGUUGGAUACCCACAAUUUGGAAUUCUAGUCAGAAGUGAUCAAUAUGAAGAAGAAGUUGCUUCAAAAAAUGAAGAUCCUCAGGAUAUUGUGAUGCAAAAUAUCGAAGACGUAUUUAAAAGUGAAAGUAUAGUGAUACAUUCUGAUUCCCACCUGCCCAAUAAUCAUAAGAUAACUGCAAACGACCACUCUUUAAAUAGUAAUCUGUUUGUGGAAUCAACUGUACCAAUGCUUGCAACUCCUAGCCCACUAACAGUAAUAUCUACACGGAAACGAGGGCCUGUAAUUAAGCAACUCAACCCACUUACAUUGAGCAGUAAUGUAGGUGAUCAAAUGAGUUCGAUAGGUGCACAACAUGAUGAUCAAAAUCAUAGAGGUGAAUUUAGGAACAAUGUGGCAUUAUUUAAUCAACGUCAAAAGUACAUUAAUAAAUAUGAACUGCCACAAUUGCAUUCCGCUGGCGGGGUAACCACAAGUACGUGUAAUACUAUAUGCUACAAACCUGUAGAAAUAAUGGAGGAACCUGCUAAACCACGUCGUUGGGAGCAGAAGCAAGUGCAAAUAAAAACGAUGGAAGGAGAAUUUAGUGUAACCAUGUGGGCUUCCGGUAAUUCCGACGACGACAUUUCCAAUCCAGAUCAAGAGGCAGAUUAUCAAGAUUUUAUAUCUUGUGAGGAACAAAAAGUGGAUGAAGACUGUAACAUUCCUGAUCCUGUACAGGGAUUUGUGUCUACUAUCAAUAGUAAUGACUUCCAACAAGAGCACUUAUUGCAUAGGCAACUAAUCAUACAGCAACACGAGCUGCACUCCUCCCAAGUUUUGGUUCGGAAUACAGUCGAUUCUGGAGAUGCGUCAAAUCCUACAGAUGAUAGAUGUGACACAAAUGCAUCUACAAUAAUAGGGUUAGAUAUAUCUCCUCAUCCGCAGUUAUCGGAAUAUGCUGGACCUAGCAACGUAGACAAUAAAUUAAGAUUUAAAAAGACUGUAGCAAAUAAUAAGACGGACACUUAUGUAACGUCAGAUGAAGAAAAUGCCAAAAAUGUAGUUUUGCCAGUUUCGCGAACUGCUGUAUUGGCCGCACCACUUAUUCAUCCUGCUAAUACCGCUGUUAUUACUGUGGCUAGUAUGGAUAGUGGUAGCUUAUCAAACGCUUUGCCAGUAAGUGUUGUCGUGCAACAAAAUCCACAAGUUGUUUCAACUUCACCACCGCCCUUAAGCUAUAGUAACAAAAUAAAUACGGCGGCAUCAGAAAGUAAUUGCAACGGCCCUGGCGAAAAACGUAUUGCUUGCCCUCAAAAAGGAUGCUACAAGUUUUUUCGUGAUAAUUCAGCAAUGCGUAAACAUUUGCAUACACACGGCCCGCGGGUUCAUGUCUGUGCCGAGUGUGGAAAAGCUUUUGUUGAAAGUUCAAAACUGAAGCGCCAUCAGCUGGUACAUACUGGAGAAAAGCCAUUUCAGUGCACAUUUGAAGGUUGUGGAAAGCGUUUCUCGUUGGAUUUUAAUUUAAGAACUCAUGUGCGAAUUCAUACGGGCGAUCGACCAUACGUUUGUCCUUUCGAUGGUUGUAACAAAAAGUUUGCGCAGUCUACAAACUUGAAAUCACAUAUUUUAACACACGCUAAAACUAAACGAAGUUCUCUCGGUGGUAAUUGCAGUAAUAUUAAUAAUGAUUCCAGCAGCCCAGCGCAGUUAGCUACUCAAAAUCUUAUAAAAGUUGAAAUGAACGAAAUUGAUUCCAACUCCUCGUACGUUGUUUACACUGAUUAAUAUAUUUUUAACAUCAUAAAAACAAGCAAACCAA